UCUGCAACCUUCAGUAUGACACUAACAGCAGGAAGGUGCAGUCCGUUAAUUUUUCUUCGGCAUAUUUUGUAUCUUUCGCUUCAAAUCUGAUAGUACCUUGGAGAUAGUGAACAGUAUACUACGUUCUGUUUAACCUAGUGUGAUAAACUAGUCGGUACGAGUGAAGCAGUUGGAUUGAUAUUGUGAUAUUCCAAUAUUCUCGGAUCUCAGUCUUGAUUAAUAUCAGACAUCUCCUCAAGGCCAUGUUGGAUUCGCCUAACCCCCCCUCUGCAAACCGCCCCGUCACGCAGGUCCGUCAGUGUGAGCAAUCAGUUCACCUGGGUGUUCCGCCACUGUAAGAUCCGACUGGCGAAGUGUAUCCAUUUCUACAGAGUUGUGUCGCCCGUCAUGCAUCAGUCACAUAACGUCUCAUGAUGGCCCGAGCUCCUUCCUACUACGAGCAGUACGAGCACGCCCAGCCGUCGUCUCUGGGCAGUUACAACAACUUCCCGGGUUCCUUCGUGACCACGCAGUCGUCCUUCCCCAUCGCGGCGUCCAACAGCAUCAAUUCCUCGUCGUGUUCCGCUGGCUAUUCGCAGGCCUACUCUUACGUAGGCUCCUCCUCCAUCCAGGCUGAGGAUCAGAACGGCUACCCUUGCCAGUAUGAGUUCUCAUCCUUGGUCCAGCGGGAUUGCUCGCAGGCCGACGCGGGGUCCUGCGGGUCCUUCUUCAGCGACGACACGCCGAUGGGCCACAACGGCGCAGACAGGCAUCUGACCAAGGAUGAAUCACAGCUGUCAGGGCUGCUGUCUUCGAACGAGCUCGAUGCCCACCUUAGUGAUCUUCCCUUAGAGUCGCUCCUGCAUUUAACUCAGCCAGAAGAAAGGCUAAUCAAGGAAAAUGCAGUUGAGAAAGAAUGCAUCCCUCCAGACUGCAAUGAACAAAUUUUCAAAGAAGACGAAGACAUCUCCAAUCGAUUGCCGCUCCACAGGUCACAUUCUCCGUCUGGUCCCUCGCUGUAUUCUUCUUUAUCCACGUCGCCUGCCUCCUGCUCCCCCCAGUCCAGUCCCUUUUCUCCUCAGUCAACCUCAUGUUCAUCACAAGCUACCUCUUUUUCACCUCAGGCAGCCCCAUACAUGCCGCAGACACCGACUACCUCCACAAACUCGCCCACCCAGCCAAGUCAUCAGAGCAUGGAUAAUCCCUUAGGAAAUCAGCCAAUGUUGCACUUUAACAAGGAAGACGAAAGCAAUAUGAAUUCCUUUUUCGCUAAAGUUUUGGAAGACUCCCCAACUAUGACGCUUAGAACCAAGAAGAUGGCCAAGCCUGAUGUCAUUAAACCAAGCUUGCCCGUCACCAAAAGGCAACUCAAGACACAGAAGACGCCGAGAAAGAAAACGAGCAACAGUGUAAAUUCGUUAGAGUUUGCUGGAAGCCUCUGUCACAACGACGUGAGAAAAGUCGCUAAGACGGGGUACAUGGACACGGCACAACUAAUGGACUCGAGUAGCUGCGAGAGCAUGAGCACACUGGACGGGAAAGAAGCGACGAAUUCACCUGGUGGGAAUGUGUUCGUGCCCCCCAUCCAGAAACCUGUCGAGGCCAAAAAGCCACCACCGCCAAGAAAACGGAUGAAGUCGUCGGCUUUGUCUCCCGAAGAAAAGAUAUGUGGUGUCUGUGGGGACGUUGCCAAAAACAUGCACUUCGGCGGGAUGGCUUGUGACUCGUGCAAGGCCUUCUUCAGGAGGUCGGUUCAGAGUGCGACUUUUGAGAACUUUAGGUGCGAGCAGGAAGACAGGUGUGUGAUCUCCAAAUCCAACAGAAGAUGCUGCCAGUCGUGCAGAUUUCGAAAGUGCCAGAGCAUUGGCAUGCAGAUAGAGUGGGUCAUGACAGAGUCGGACCGCAUGACCUUGCUCAAGAACCGGCUGGCGAAGACUCGGCAGGUGCAAGUGGAGAAGGAGAAGGAGGAGCUGUAUGGUGACCUGCCACGGAACCUCGACCCGGACAACGCCAUGGAAAUCAACAAACUCCUGGACACGAUGCACACUGCCUUCGCCUCCAUGCCCUAUCCCCCAGAGUGCAGCGGAGAUAACAUCGACACGCUGUCCAACAUUUUCGUGUUUUUGUGUAAGCGAUUUGGGAAGUUUUACUUUAAAGUUGAUGAUUUUAACAAUAUUUGCAUCGAGGACAGGACAUAUCUGUUGAAAAAUGGUAUAGCAAUGUCGCUGUAUAUUAAUGGUGCUCAUAUGUACGAUCCGGUGAAUGAGAGCUGGCCAGCUGAGUGCAUCCAUGAGACUGUAAAAGUCCCACGGGUAACUUUAAAAACACUGAGGGAGUUGGCGAGUAUUCCUGAGGCUUUUGCUACGGUCAUGAAGUUUUAUUAUAGAUACGAGAGUGACCUUAAAGAUGAAGUUGUUUCACUAAUGAUGUACCUGAUAUCUUUCUUUUUACCGGAUGACCCUAAUUUGCUAGAUUCCGAGAACGUUCGAAAAAUUCAGAACAAGUACAUUGAACUCUUGAAACGCUACCUGAUUGCUCGGGAUGGUUGGCAUAGCGUGUCUGGUGUUUUCCUGAAACUGAUGGACGGUAUAAAUUACAUCAAAGAUAUUCUUAAGUUCCAUGCUAUAGUUGACAUAAAACCGACCGUCAACCACGAUGAAGUAGCCGAUACCAGUGUUUCAUUCGCGCAGCCCAUGAAGAAUCUGAUCACGCAGAUACAGGAGGCUUUCAAGGGGAACUUUUCCCAGUACGCGUCCGUUUUCGGAUCGCGUGAAAAGAGAGAGCUCACGGGCCCCGAAGACAGCCAAGACAACCAGGUCGUGAAGCGCUCUCCGGCCACUUCGGUGUUCGGUCCUUCGCUGCGAACGGACAUGAUUAUCACCAGUCCCUUCCAGAGCACGAUGGAGUGGGACAUGAGCAAGCAAGAAUCACUUCAGCUAUGUCUCGAGGCGCCGUCAGUGUACAUUUCCAACAACUUGCAUAGCCAAAGAGAUCCUGCAGAAAACCAGCUGGAAAGAAAUACCAGUAGCAGUGGUGAAGAACAUGACAAAAAUGCUUUCGAAACUCCAUCCGAGAACCUGUCCCUUAUAAGACGACGAGAAAAUAGAAGAAACGAUAUGACAGAAGACGUGACAGUUGAGACCGUAUGUGAUAUUCUGAAACAAUUGUCUCACACAGAAGACAAGAAGGUCCUGAGGAUCUUGAAGAAAAAUAUUCCAGUCGAGUUGUUGCAGAAGUUUUCACAGAGCCUCAAAGAUAAUUAAAUUCUUGUUAAAUCUGUAGAUGAAUUUUAACAUGUCAUCAGUAACGUGAUCUGUAGAUUGCUGAUGGUUGUGAAUUUCCCAAAGCAUGUGAUCACAUCAUUAUUGCUCAAUGAUAAUUUAAGUUGCCUUCUGCUGCCACAUUUUCACGCAGCGUAAGUGAUAUCUCGUCACUGGGCAUAUGGAAAUGUGUUAGAGUACAUACAACACACUCAUUGCUAUCCUCAGUCUGUAACAAAAUGUCCUCAAUAAACCAACUUAUUUAUGCGAAGAUAUAUCUAUAUUCACUAAAUGCCCACAUUACUGAAGACAUUUAAAGUACAGUUCCCCAACUUCCAGUCAACCUACGCGUUGGCGGGUGUUACACUUGGAUAGAUGAGUAACUUUUACGUUAGGAGGUCAACUGAAGGAAACCAGAAAGAGGCAGUUUGCUGUGUUGCCAAAAAAUGUUGCAAUUGGUUUAUGGAUGUUCCCUGAGCACCAACUGAAGAGAAAGAGAGAUAUAUGUAUAUAUUUUGUAUGAAUAGCAUUAGAAAAUGGAGUUAUAUUACAUCUAUUUCUUGUACAUUAGUACAAUGUUCAUUCACAAUAGAGAUAUGUGUUUAUAUAGUAAAAAUAUUUGACGUGUAUUGUUGUAUUGUGAGGCUGUGUAGAAGGGACAUUCAGUGUGCUGUCUGUGAAACUUUCCAUCAGUAUAUGAUUUAUGUACGCUAAAAAAUGUGAAAUGAGAUUAUGAAAGAGGGACACAGAUGGCAAAAAAAAAAAAGAAGCGCUGUGAUCAUACGUUGCCUUUUUUUUU
Penaeus chinensis is the source of this 4038-nucleotide messenger RNA. RefSeq lists its product as uncharacterized. Gene Ontology annotation, molecular function: RNA polymerase II cis-regulatory region sequence-specific DNA binding; nuclear receptor activity; zinc ion binding. Gene Ontology annotation, biological process: negative regulation of transcription by RNA polymerase II; positive regulation of transcription by RNA polymerase II; cell differentiation. NCBI's taxonomy places the organism in Eukaryota, Metazoa, Arthropoda, Malacostraca, Decapoda, Penaeidae. The coding region runs from base 411 to 3242 and encodes 943 amino acids. The record is from RefSeq and is a predicted model, not a curated record. The transcript has 3 exons.